UAACUUCCUUUUUAACUUCUAAAGAGAACUAGAGGAAGAUAAAACUGGCCACUCUAUGCUGCCUGGAACCUCUCGGCUACCCACAGAAACCAGCAUGUCUUUGGUCCUGCUCUCUGUCCUGUGGCUCAUCAUUCAAACCAAAGUGAUAGAUACAAAGUCAACCCCUGAGUUAAAGCUCUAUGACAUAGUUCAUCCUAAAAAACUACCCAUCUUACACAGAAGAGGAACUGAGAACAACCAGACAGAGAGAUAUGGCAAAGAGGAAAGAUAUGCUCCUGAAGUUCAAUAUCAGAUCAUACUAAAUGGAGAAGAAAUUACCUUCCACCUAAAGAGAAGCAAGCAUCUUCUGGGGCCAGACAACACUGAAACAUCUUACUCACCCAAAGGAGAAGAGGCAACCAGACACUCUCAGGAUGUGAAACCCUGCUACUAUGAAGGCUACAUCCUGAAUGCAAGGGACACUUUUGCCAGUAUCAGUACAUGUGAUGGACUGAGAGGGUAUUUCACACAUCGUGAUAAAAGAUAUAAUAUAAAGCCUCUCCAAAGCACAGAUGAGGGGGAACAUGCUGUCCUUACAUACAGCCAAGGGGAAGCAGACACAGAUAAUUACAAACAUGAUGAUAAGCAUGCCGGCAGGAAACGAAGCCAUCUUCGAAUUUCCAGGUCACUGAAAGGCCCAAAUAAAGAUUUCCAAGGACAGAAAUACAUUAAUCUCUUCUUGGUGCUGGAUAAUGCCUUCUAUAAGAUGUAUAAUGGGAAUGUGACUCGGAUAAGAAGCUUUCUGUUUGAGGUGCUGGAUCUGCUCAAUGUGAUUUACAAAACCAUAGAUAUUCAAGUGUCUUUGGUGGAUAUGGAAAUCUGGUCUGACAAUGAUAAGAUAAAGGUGGAACCCAGGAUUGGUACCACAUUCCAAAACUUUGUGACAUGGCAUCACUCAAACCUGGGAAAAAGGAAGACUCAUAACCAUGCCCAGCUUCUCAGUGGAUCUGGAUUCCUUUAUAAACGUGUAGGAAUGGCAGCUGCAAAUUCCUUGUGUACUUCAUCUUCAGUGUCUGUUAUUGAGGCUAAAGGAAAGGAUAAUGUGGCUCUUGUAGCAGUGAUGUCACAUGAGUUGGGUCAUGCCCUCGGUAUGAAGGAUGUUGUAUACAGUACCAAGUGUCCCUCUGGCAGCUGUGUGAUGAAUCAGUACCUGAGUUCAAAAUUCCCCAAGGAUUUCAGUACUGCCAGUCGCUCACUCUUUCAGGGAUUCAUUUCAUCUAGAAAUGCAAGGUGUCUGUUGCUGGCACCUAAUCCUAAAAAUACAAUAAAACCAACCUGUGGGAAUCAAGUUUUGGAAGCAGGAGAAGGCUGUGACUGUGGCUCUCCUGAGGAAUGUACCAACCUCUGUUGUGAGCCCCUGACAUGUAAGCUGAAAUCCCAACCUGACUGCCAAGAAGAAGCAUCCAACCAUAUCACGUAA
This is a messenger RNA of Phodopus roborovskii (desert hamster), 1459 nucleotides long. RefSeq names its product ADAM like decysin 1 (gene Adamdec1). NCBI's taxonomy places the organism in Eukaryota, Metazoa, Chordata, Mammalia, Rodentia, Cricetidae. The transcript is spliced from 13 exons. The record is from RefSeq and is a predicted model, not a curated record. Gene Ontology annotation, biological process: proteolysis. Gene Ontology annotation, molecular function: metalloendopeptidase activity. The coding region runs from base 56 to 1459 and encodes 467 amino acids.